Vicugna pacos (alpaca) is the source of this 9176-nucleotide messenger RNA. It is a transcript of the gene ARHGEF12, whose product is annotated as Rho guanine nucleotide exchange factor 12. Gene Ontology annotation, molecular function: GTPase activator activity; G protein-coupled receptor binding; guanyl-nucleotide exchange factor activity. Gene Ontology annotation, cellular component: cytoplasm. Lineage: Eukaryota; Metazoa; Chordata; Mammalia; Artiodactyla; Camelidae. The record is from RefSeq and is a predicted model, not a curated record. Gene Ontology annotation, biological process: Rho protein signal transduction; G protein-coupled receptor signaling pathway.
GGGCGGCCCGAGUCGCGGCCGAGGCUGCGGCCACGAGCGGCCGGCGGCCCCAGAUAGAGAGCGGAGCCCAGCGUGUCCGGCCUGGCGGCGGGGACUUGCAGGCCCCGAGAUCCGGGAGGAGGAGCCGACACCCAGCCCCGAACCGAUCCCGCCCCAGCCCUGGAGGGACUCACAGGCCCCCUUCCCCGCGGCUCGCCGACUUCCCUCCGUGACGAAGUUUUCUCCUGUGCCUUCCCGAGGAUUGCUCUCUAGUUCUAGGACUCGCCUUCUGACCGACUUGCUCGGUUUGUUUUGGGAGAUAACCUGCUUCGCUCCCACCCACAUCCCCUUUCCGUGACCCCCCCCCCCAGUCGGACGUUCUAGAUGACUGAAUGGAGUUUUGAGUUGAACUUUUGUGUUCCUUGCGGAAUCGGGCCUGAUCCCGGAGCACUGGGGGUGGGGUGGAGGUGUUACUGUAAAAUGCAAGUUGGCUAAAAGGAGGAUCUCUCGCCACGGGCCCCAAUGAGUGGCACACAGUCUACUAUCACCGACAGGUUUCCCCUCAAAAAACCUAUAAGGCAUGGAAGUAUUUUGAACCGAGAGUCACCAACAGAUAAGAAGCAGAAAGUUGAACGCAGUGCAUCACAUGAUUUUGAUCCCACAGAUAGCUCCUCCAAGAAGACAAAGUCUAGUUCAGAGGAGAGUAGAUCCGAGAUAUAUGGUCUUGUUCAGCGUUGUGUGAUCAUCCAGAAGGAUGACAAUGGAUUUGGGCUGACGGUCAGUGGAGACAAUCCAGUCUUCGUACAGUCUGUCAAAGAAGAUGGAGCAGCCAUGCGGGCUGGAGUACAGACAGGUGAUCGGAUCAUCAAGGUGAAUGGAACACUGGUGACUCAUUCAAACCAUUUGGAAGUGGUGAAGCUAAUCAAAUCGGGUUCCUAUGUAGCUCUUACUGUUCAGGGACGCCCACCUGGGUCGCCCCAGAUUCCACUUGCCGAUUCCGAAGUAGAGCCGUCAGUCACUGGACAUAUGUCUCCCAUCAUGACAUCCCCUCAUUCACCUGGAGCAUCUGGGAAUAUGGAGAGAAUUACUAGUCCUGUGCUCAUGGGGGAGGAAAACAAUGUGGUUCAUAACCAGAAAGUAGAAAUUCUAAGAAAAAUGUUACAGAAAGAACAGGAACGGCUACAGUUAUUGCAGGAAGAUUACAACCGAACACCUGCCCAAAGGUUGCUAAAAGAGAUCCAAGAGGCCAAGAAACACAUUCCUCAGCUGCAAGAGCAGUUAUCCAAAGCCACAGGCUCUGCUCAGGAUGGAGCUGUAGUUACAUCCUCCAAGCCAUUAGGUGACACACUAACAGUCAGUGAAGUAGAAGCGGAUCCUGGUGAUGGACCAGGCAGAAGUGACUAUAGCAGUGGAGAUGCUUCUCGGCCCAGUAGUGACAGUGCAGAUAGUCCCAAGAGUGGCCUGAAAGAGAGGAUUUAUCUAGAGGAAAAUCCAGAGAAAAGUGAAGUAAUUCAGGACACUGACACUCAAUCACUUAUCGGGAGCCCCUCUACUCGUAUAGCACCUCAUAUUAUUGGAGCAGAGGAUGAUGACUUUGGUACUGAACAUGAACAGAUCAAUGGGCAGUGUAGCUGUUUCCAGAGCAUUGAACUGCUAAAAUCUCGCCCUGCUCACUUGGCUGUUUUCUUACACCAUGUAGUUUCACAGUUUGACCCUGCAACAUUGCUCUGUUAUCUCUAUUCAGACCUUUAUAAACAGACCAAUUCCAAGGAGACUCGUCGUGUCUUCCUUGAGUUUCAUCAGUUCUUCCUGGAUCGAGCUGCACACCUGAAAGUUUCUGUUCCAGAUGAAAUAUCAGUAGAUCUAGAAAAAAGAAGACCUGAACUUAUUCCUGAGGAUCUACAUCGCCACUAUAUCCAAACCAUGCAAGAAAGAGUCCACCCAGAAGUCCAGAGGCACUUGGAAGAUUUUCGGCAGAAACGUAGCAUGGGGCUGACCUUGGCUGAAAGCGAACUGACGAAACUUGAUGCAGAGCGAGAUAAGGACCGGGUAACUUUGGAGAAGGAACGGGCAUGUGCGGAACAGAUUGUUGCCAAAAUUGAAGAAGUUUUGAUGACUGCUCAGGCUGUGGAAGAAGAUAAGAGUUCGACAAUGCAGUAUGUUAUCCUCAUGUACAUGAAGCAUUUGGGAGUAAAAGUGAAAGAACCUCGAAAUUUGGAGCACAAGCGGGGUCGGAUUGGAUUCCUUCCCAAAAUCAAGCAAAGUAUGAAGAAAGAUAGGGAAGGAGAAGAAAAAGGGAAGCGAAGAGGAUUCCCCAGCAUCCUGGGACCCCCAAGGAGACCAAGCCGUCAUGACAACAGUGCAAUUGGCAGAGCUAUGGAACUACAGAAGCAGCGCCACCCUAAGCACUUAACCACACCCUCAUCUGUGAGUCCUGAACCUCAGGACUCUGCUAAAUUGCGCCAGAGUGGAUUAGCAAGUGAAGGAGCAGACAUUGGAUACCUGCCAGCCAAUUCCAUGUCCUCCAUAGUUUCAGGGGCCACUCUUUCCCAGGAAGGAGGGAAAGAGAAUGAUAUGGGAUCAAAGCAAGUUGGAGAAACCCCAGCAUCUGGAGACUCCUUAGAUGGCGUACCUCGUACUCCCAAUACCAUCUUUGAUUUCCCACCUCCUCCAUUAGACCAGGUGCAGGAGGAGGAAUGGGAAGUAGAAAGGGUGACUGAGCAUGGGACACCAAAGCCCUUUAGAAAGUUCGACAGCAUAGCUUUCGGAGAAAGUCAAAGUGAGGAUGAACAGUUUGAAAAUGACUUAGAGACAGAUCCACCCAACUGGCAACAGCUCGUUAGUCGAGAAGUGUUACUGGGACUAAAGCCUUGUGAGAUCAAAAGACAGGAAGUAAUUAAUGAAUUGUUCUAUACUGAAAGAGCUCAUGUUCGAACACUGAAAGUUCUAGACCAAGUGUUCUAUCAGCGAGUGUCCAGAGAAGGACUUCUGUCACCUUCAGAACUCCGGAAAAUUUUUUCAAACUUGGAAGAUAUUCUUCAACUUCACGUUGGGUUGAAUGAGCAGAUGAAGUCUGUUCGAAAGAGGAAUGAAACCUCUGUUAUCGAUCAGAUUGGGGAAGACUUGCUGACCUGGUUCAGUGGACCUGGGGAGGAAAAGUUAAAACAUGCUGCUGCUACCUUUUGCAGUAACCAACCCUUUGCCCUGGAAAUGAUCAAGUCUCGUCAGAAAAAGGAUUCUCGAUUCCAGACUUUUGUGCAAGAUGCUGAGAGUAAUCCACUGUGUCGUCGUCUGCAGCUGAAGGAUAUCAUUCCCACCCAAAUGCAGAGGCUCACUAAGUACCCUCUUCUGUUGGAUAAUAUUGCCAAAUACACAGAAUGGCCAAUGGAAAGGGAGAAGGUGAAGAAAGCUGCAGAUCACUGUCGUCAAAUCUUAAAUUAUGUAAAUCAGGCUGUUAAGGAGGCAGAAAAUAAGCAGCGCUUAGAAGAUUAUCAGCGUCGCCUUGAUACCUCCAGUCUGAAGUUGUCAGAGUACCCAAAUGUUGAAGAGCUCAGGAAUUUGGAUUUAACAAAAAGGAAGAUGAUUCAUGAAGGGCCAUUGGUUUGGAAGGUGAACAGAGAUAAAACUAUUGAUCUUUACACACUGCUGCUGGAAGAUAUUCUUGUAUUAUUACAAAAGCAGGAUGAUAGACUGGUGUUAAGGUGUCAUAGUAAAAUUCUGGCGUCUACAGCUGAUAGUAAACACACAUUUAGCCCCGUCAUUAAGUUGAAUACAGUGUUGGUUCGACAAGUGGCAACAGAUAACAAAGCUUUAUUCGUCAUCUCCAUGUCUGACAAUGGAGCCCAAAUUUAUGAACUGGUGGCACAGACAGUUUCUGAGAAGACUGUCUGGCAGGACCUAAUCUGUCGGAUGGCUGCAUCAGUGAAGGAGCAAUCCACAAAGCCAAUUCCACUGCCACAGUCACCACCUUGCGAAGGAGACAACGAUGAAGAAGAACCUCCAAAAUUAAAAGGGGAACAUCAUGGCAUUUCAGUCACUGGUCUGCAGAGUCCAGACAGAGAUUUGGGAUUAGAGUCCCCCUUAAUAUCGUCAAAACCUCAGUCUCAUUCAUUGGGUACCUCUGGGAAAUCGGAGGUAGAUGAUCUCUUUGUGGCUGAGAGACAGUUUGCAAAGGAGCAGCAUGCAGAUGGGACUCUGAAGGAAGCCGGAGUGAAUUACCAAAUCACGAUCCCAGGUCCACACUUGCCUGUCUCAGAAGAGCGGUGGGCAUUGGAUGCACUAAGGAAUUUGGGUUUGUUGAAGCAACUGCUGGUACAACAGCUGGGUUUGACUGAGAAGAGCACUCAGGAAGACUGGCCGCGUUUCCCAAGAUGCAGGACUGCGUCCCUGGGGGCGCAGGCAGACUGUGGAACCCAGAACUCUGACAAUAUUAAGGCCUAUCCCCCUGGUGAAGGACGGAUGCCCUUUAGAACUGGAACUGGUGACAUUUCCACUUGUUACAGCCCACGGACUUCAACUGAAUCUUCUGCUCCACGGGAUUCAGUGGUACUGGCAUUCCAAGAUAGCCAGGCAAGUAACAUUUUAGUAAUGGACCACAUGAUUAUGACCCCAGAGAUGCCUCCUGCAGAGCCAGAAGGGGGUCUUGAUGAGAGUGGAGAGCACUUUUUUGAUGCCCGUGAAGCACAUAGUGAUGAUAAUCCAUCAGAAGGUGAUGGAGCAGUUAAAAAGGAAGAGAAGGAUGUUAAUUUGCGCAUCUCAGGAAACUAUUUGAUCCUUGAUGGCUACGAAGCAGUGCAGGAGAGCUCCACAGAUGAGGAUGUUGCUUCCUUGCUUCCCCCACAGCCCGUGACAGGCAUCCCCUCCAUGGACCCUACCCACCAGCAGCAACAUUCUCCCCAGAACGCUCAUUCUGAUGGGGCAGUUUCACCGUUCACCCCAGAGUUCCUGGCCCAGCAGCGCUGGGGAGCGAUGGACGAUUCCUGUUUUGAGAUUCAGAGUCCCUCCUCUUGUGCAGAUGCACAAAGCCAGAUCAUGGACUACAUUCGUAAGAUAGAGACUGACCUUGAACACUUAAAGAAAGUGGAGGAAAGUUACACCAUUCUUUGCCAAAGGCUGGCUGGAUCAGCCCUCACAGACAAGCACUCAGAUAAAAGUUAGAGCUGCUUGUCCUGGAGGUGACUGAAGGUUGGAUUUGAGCGUUGAUCGACCUUGUAUCACCACAUCCUGGCUCCAGUGUGGACACACAGAGCGUGUGUGACAGGGGAUGUGCCUGCGGACUCCCUGGGGUGGCCGUGUCCCGAGGUGCCCAGAGCGGGACUGGUUCUUCACAGCCUGGCAGCUGCACUAGUUUGUCAGUGAGGGAGCACCCCUUCUCUCACUGCUCUCCUCACUACCGGAAAUUCACUUUGAUUCAGAACAAAAACCAAAUGUAUAGAGUUUUGGGUGUAGAAUAUGAGAUUUUACUUAGACUUAAGAGAAAGAGAAAAUCAGAUGUAUUUAUUUGACUUCAUUCCGUAUUUGAAAGCACAUUUUAAUUUUUAUUUUGCCAUGUUUUAUUUGAAUUGAGUAGUGAGAGUUUUAGCCCUUUGUGUUUAGUACACCCAAGGAUCGAUUGCUCCUGAAGCAAAGAAUUCAGGAUGGGGUAUUAGGAGGUGGGAUAGAGAGGUGACGAGGAGGAGGGAGUAAGCAGAGGGAGGGAGGAGCAUCCAGCCUUCACUAAAACUGUACCCCAGUAGGCUGUUCCUCUGAGAGUCACCUCAAAAGCAUAGUCUGCCGCAGCUCCUAAGUGCAGAGGACUUGAGCUCUGUGCUCCCAGGUAGGGCUUCCUCCCACCCGAGGCAAGCACCUCUUCUCUGUAGCUGGGAUCUACUCCCAAUUAACAGGAAUCCUCAAUGUACUAAAUAGCAGGCACUUGAAAAGUGGGUGUGUUUUCUUCUGUUGUCUCCUUUUCUGUUGAGGGUUGGAAUUUGAGAGGGAGAGGAAAGCAAAUUUUAUUUUCUUGACUAUAAUAAUUUGUUAUUCUUGGUAUUGCUUCAUUUUUAUAAUUAUACAUUAGACUUUGGCACUUGUGUAAAAUUAUCCCUGCCGAUUGAGCAGAAGGGAAAAACAAACAUGUUUCAGAUGGUGGCAGGGGUGGGGGUUGCUGAGGAGGGUGGGACGGGAGCGGGUAAGAGUUUGGGAAGGUGAUGUAGCUGAAUCACUACUGAGUUGAACAAUGGCUUGCAUUAGCCACGGGUACACUGAUUAUAAGGCCAGUAAAAUUUUAGUACCUGGAGGUUUGACUCUGAUUUUUGCACUGAUGGUGCCAAAGGGCUCUUUGAAUUAAAAGGAGAGCCAAGAGUGGAGUGGAGAAAGAUGUGCUGGAGAAGGCAGAGCUGCUCAAACCAGCUCCGGAAGCACUUCCUCUGACUUCACUGCUGGAGCUUUCUCCACACUGGUGCAGGACUGACCUUAAAACAUUGCAGACCAGAACAUACACUGGAUACUGCGGGCAAGGCACUGGUAACUGCCUGCUCUAGAAUGAAUAGCAGUGCUGGCAGCACCCUCCAGAGGAUAAAUGUUUCAGAACUGUAACUUGAGAACUCCUUCAGUUAUAUUGGCUUUCUAUGGUUUUCUUUGUGCACCAGGCAUAUAUGUUUUGGAGUAUUUUUGCCAAUUAAAACGAAAUCAUUUGUCAGAUAGUAAAAUUCUGUUAAUAUUCAAGGAGUUCAUCCACUGCUCAUGUCUUUCAGUAGUGCCCUCUGAACUCUGAGGGUAAUUAGGGUGUAAUUUUACUCUUCCCUGCCAUCCCCCAACCCUCCCUCCAAAUAUAUAUAUUUUCUCCCUCAUCACAAGUGGUAAGGAUUCCCAACUACUUUUAUAAACACCAGUGCAACUUAACAGGCUCAACAAGCUCACCUAUGUCCAGAUCCCUGUUUCUGUCUUUCCAAAACUAUUCUGUUUUUAAGUAGACCAACUUGGAUCAUUGGACCGUAUCAAUAAACUAGAAUUUUAUUUUGAAUUGUAGCCCACGUAUUCAGUAAAUCAAAAUGGGAUUAAAAUUUUUAGAAGCAGAAGUUAAUAUUUAAGUAAAGUUUGGAACUUGAACUUUCUGUAUCUCUCAAGAGAAGCAAGUGGAAACCAAAUGGUUACAAUUGUGCUGCUGGAAAUAAUGUAGUCACUCCCAACUAAAGGGGCUAUACCUGUAGUUACUUGACACUCAUACCAUCAGUGGGCAAUUCAUCAGGAGGAAGGUAAAUGUAAAUAGAAUUUUCAUUUUCACUUCAGACAGUACAGGGUAAUUGCAUGAUUCUCUAGCACUCAUUCAAGAAGCUUUGUAAGAUACCAAAGUUUUGGUUUCUCUUCUAGCUCAGCCAACCCCUUGUCCUUAGCAACUGUUUGCUUUUGUUUCCCUGCAGUUUAACUUCUCCUUGAAAUAAAAACAGGGCUAACUGGAAAAAUAUUUUGACCAUAGCUCUAGUACUUCCGAAUAAAUUCAUAUCGAGAUUUUCAAAUGAAGCCCCAAACUGAAGUCUGAUUCUGAAAUGAUUCCAUAAUUUUGAGUGUUCCUGUUAUCUUAACGAGCCUAACUUCCUUCCCAGCCUGGCCUCCCACACCCUCUUUUUUUUUUUUUUUUGUGGCCAUUAUAAUGACGUCCAUUUUACUUUGAUACUAUAUCUGCCUUUCAGGAUGAUGGAAUUCAAUAUUCACCUUUGUUUGAGUGAGGCUAGUUACUAUCAAGCUGUUCUCUCAAAGUUAACGUGACUGGAAGUUGGAAUCUACUUCCACACGGAAAGAUCCAAGAGUGGUGGAAAAAGCAACCUUCCCAGAGCAGGAGAGCUGGGGUUUAGCUGUUGCAGUGACCUGCCGUGACCCUGUGCUGUCUCUCUCCUGUGGGCCUGAUGGCUCCUCUGCUAUGAAGUGACAAAUUACAUUUGGAAUGUCUCCUUCCUUUUCAGAGAACAGAGUUAAUCAAGGUAAAUCAACAAACCCCCAAAGUGCUAUAAUUUACGAUCAUGAUUACCGCCCUAGAAGCCAUGUACUUGGCAUACUUUAAAAUCAGCUAACUUGAACUGCUUGAGUUAUCUUGGCUUUUAGGACCUAAACCGUAAUUACCUAUUAUAUGAUACUGCGCCGAAGGUCUAUUUUAUAAGCCUUUUGGCUUUCUUUUCCCUAAAACAACUUCUAAUGACUGUUAGAAAGGUGAGUCCCUCUGAAAAAGGUUUUGUUAAUUUGUUUUUGGAGGAAGGUGGGGAGCUAUUGUGACAGUAGAGGAGGAAAGCCUAUUUUUUCUUAUUUUUGAAGCUAAAGAAAGUAAUUAUGCUUCCUGUGAGUUGUCUUUUAUUUGCGUACUUGUUUUUCCUCUGAAACUUUCUUUUUGAUGUUGGUAAAUUUGGUGUAUUACCUGGAGCUUCUGUAUUUCAAACUGGAAGCCGUCUUCUUUGAAGGUGGUUUGUGGUGUUAUUUUGACCGACUAGAGCUUUGGUCAGCAUUUCCUUCCCUACGUGUCACAGAGGGCACCAUUCAGGACUGUGUCCAGAGGACCUCAAAGUAGAAAGUCAGCAGGACCUUCCAGUCCUCUUUCUGCUGGCUAGCUUUCUCCCCCCUAGUGUUACAAUUUUUGUUUUGUAAAUUAUGGGUUGUUUUUUUUCCUGACUUUUCCACCCCUUUUCAAAGUGAUCUGCAAAAUUGUCCUUUCUUCAAGAAAAGAGUUCCUUUUGCCUUAUUCUUCCCCCUUUGGUACUGAUGGUUUGGAAAAUAAACUGAUAGGAAAAAAAGUACCUCCUAGAAGGAAGCCCUGUUCACCGUGUCUGGGUGCCAACAGCUAAGCAGACGUACUGCAAACAUGAUAAACUGUAAUGUGCACACUGCGGGUUAUUUUUACUCAGCCUCUUCCCACUAGAACAUUUUACCUUCCUUGUUCACCAUACAAUCAUGUACUCUUUAACAGAAAUUACUUUUAAAGAAAUCUGGAACUAUCUUUAAAAAAAAAACUUUAUUAAUAAUCGUGUAUUUUUACUGAUCACAUUUUUAAAUGCCUAAAAGACUUUAUUGUUCUAAUUAUCCAGACGUACCUUUGUAAAAUAGCUCUUUUAUGAAUUAGCUGUAAGGCUGUAUGUUUCUGGAACAAAAUAUUGGUCAUCUAAAAACUCUGUUUUCUGGGGUCUGGGAAAAUAGAAAAUGAGAAUUCAAAUAUUAAAUAUGCUUAAAGGAACCAA